Molecule: messenger RNA, 546 nt
Organism: Gloeophyllum trabeum ATCC 11539
Lineage: Eukaryota; Fungi; Basidiomycota; Agaricomycetes; Gloeophyllales; Gloeophyllaceae
Exons: 3
Biological process (GO): regulation of cyclin-dependent protein serine/threonine kinase activity
Cellular component (GO): nucleus; cyclin-dependent protein kinase holoenzyme complex
Molecular function (GO): cyclin-dependent protein serine/threonine kinase regulator activity; protein kinase binding
Source: RefSeq, a predicted model, not a curated record
AUGUCUUCAGACCGUCGUCACCCCGCUUCCCUCCUCCCCCGCUCCCAGCACGACCCUGCCGUUGUGGACCUCAUGCGCCAGCCCGUCUCGUUCGACAUGAUAGGCUACAUCGCGCAGGUCUGCAAGCAGGUCAUCAGUGUCGCUGACGAGCCUCCGACCUUCAAGGAGUCGCAAGAGGAAGCCCCCUCAACACCGGUGAUGCCGUCGCUCGAGGAGUUCAUCAUCCGCCUUGUGCAGUCGUCAAAUGUUCAAACCCCGACGCUCCUGACGGUCCUGAUCUACCUUAACCGCCUGCGCUCCAAGCUGCCGACGAUGGCCAAGGGUAUGGCGUGCACGCGACACCGGGUCUUCCUGGCGACUCUCAUUGUGGCCGCCAAGUAUCUCAAUGACUCUUCGCCGAAGAACAAGCACUGGACUAUCUAUGCUAACAUCUUCGACAUCGCCGAGGUCAAUCUCAUGGAACGCCAGCUGCUCUUCCUCUUGGACUACGACCUCCGCUUCGACGAGGCCGAGGCUAGCAAGACCUACGCCAUCUUCAUGCCUCCC